Molecule: messenger RNA, 2716 nt
Organism: Helicoverpa armigera (cotton bollworm)
Lineage: Eukaryota; Metazoa; Arthropoda; Insecta; Lepidoptera; Noctuidae
Product: spidroin-1
Exons: 3
Coding region: 151-927 (258 amino acids)
Source: RefSeq, a predicted model, not a curated record
UGGAUAGUUGGCAGGAUGUCGUCUCGGGCGCAGCGCAGUGGGUUUUCUGAAGGCUGCGGCGCGUGCCGCAUGCCAACACCGGCGGUGACCUUGUGCGACCCUAUUAAAACAAGAUACAUCGACGAUCUCACGUAGUCACCAGAAGACACCAUGAGGUUCAUCUACACGUGUUUGUGCUUCGCCUCUGUGCUUAAGAUCGUGCUGCCGGCGCCCGCCGACGGUUUCGUGUUCCCUGAUGAUCGGAGACGGGAGAAAAAGUUGGAGCCUGUGAUUACUCCACCUGUUCUACCAGUUUUAGAGCAUUUGGAGCGUGAUCCGAGUACAUUGUUACCGCACGAGAGACGGGCUCCAGGGCCUAGUCAAGUGAAGCCGAGGUUUGGUUUCGGAGGAGGUUUUAAUGUCGCUCCCUCUGGAAAUGGGGGUUUGACUGCAAGUGUGAGCAGCAGUGCAAGUGGUCUCGGAGCCAGCCAGUCAGCAUCACAGUCGUUCUCGUUCGGAUUCAAUGAAGGGUUCAGCGCAUCUCAAUCCGCCAGCCAAGCGUCGUCGUUCAAUGGAUUCGGAAGUGGCUUCAGCGGCAGUCAGGCGAGUAGCCAAGCAGCUUCGUUCAGCGGCUCCGGGCUUUCAGGAUCGGGGGCGGCUUCGUCAGCAUCAGCACUCGGCAGUGGUUUUGGUGGGAGUGGCGGGAGUGGAAGCCAGAGCGCGUCUUCGGCUUUCGGCUUCAACUCCUUAAACGGCUUCCAGCAGCAGCAACCUGAUUACUUUGGCGAAGGCUUGCUGGACGUUAGACAUCGGGGAGUCCCCAACUUCCCCUUCCCUAACUUCGUGGGAAGAAGCAAGGGCGUUGGUGCUGCGGCCUUCCGAAGCGGGAAGAGUGGGCUCUCAUCGAGGAACAGGGACGACUUUCUAGCUGUUCUAGUUUCCGACUAAACGAUAAUAUUCUGUACCAAAAUAUGCAAGAGCAAUAGUUCCUUUACGAGACUAUAUCGACGGCGAGCGAAAACCUCGUAAGUGCAAAAUACGUAUGAAACAUUAGGUGGAAGAUAUAGCUUUGCGACAUUAUCUCCCAAAAGAAAUUUCAGCAAAAAUGCAUUUUCGAGGUUUUCACUCUAAGAAGACGGUAUGUAGAUGUAACCACAUAAUACAAAAUAGCUUUUAGUAUGAAGCCAAAACACAAACUCCUUUAAUCGUAUUCUAUGACAAGACGUGUAUUGCUUGGAACACUAGAUUACUGUCGCAACUAUUUUGUGGCCUUAAGGCAGAAUUCCGUGGAUAGCGGCUACGACAGCCGCGCGCGGCUUACGGCAGUCGUCGGCCGCGCGCGACAAUAGUCAACCUAUGAAAAUGUAUGGCACCGUUGCCGAGGUCCGCGACAGUCGCGCGCGGCCGACGAAUUUCGUGAGCCGCGCGCGGCCGUAUGCAUCUCAAUAUGGUCUAGCGCUUCAUAACAUCUAUAGAAUUUUAGUAAAACCAGAAUUGAAUUGUUUUUUAUUUAGUCGGCAAAACUUCCUUUUGUUUUCAUUACAAUACAGAUGCUUUUGAAUCAGUAUUUGGUAGUAUCUUUCAUCAUCUCUACUUUUUACAGAUAGGGUCGAUUGGUAAUCUAUUUUCAUAAUACAGCCACAGCAACACAUCAUCCUCUUCUUCUUCAAAGAUAUCAAUUAGCACUUCGACUAGAGGGAACGGACGAACAAAAUCUACUAAUUUCAACACAAUGCCGCGCGCGGCUUACAAAAUUCGUCGGCCGCGCGCGACUGUCGCGAGCCUCGGCAGCGGUGCCAUACAUUUUCAUAGGUUGACUAUUGUCGCGCGCGGCCGACGACUGUCGUAAGCCGCGCGCGGCUGCGUCAGCCGCGACCCACGGAAUUCUACCUUUAUAGUAGGUAAAAGUUGUUCGCAUGGUAGUAAAAACUUGUGGUUUUAACGUAACACUGUAUAUUGAAAAUUGAGCCAUAACUUAUCACACGUGGAUUAAUUAUGUACUGUCGUAAGAAAUUAAUGUCUCUGAAUGUUUAAUCAGUUUAGCAUUAAAAAAGCAAUAUAGUGAAGAUUUAUGGCUUAUGUGAGUCAAUUAACUAUUGGCACAAGAAAUUGAAAAAAAAAACUAUUUCUCAACUCAUUACGUAUUAGCUGCUCAAUUGCUGCGAACAUUUCUAUUUUAUUUAAAUUCGGUUACCUGUAAGUAAUGAGAUGUGCGUCAAAAAAUUGUGUAAAUAAUUAAAACAGUUGCUUGGAAAUCAAAUUAAAGUACUGCCUUUAGGUACCAAAAGCUCGUCUAAGCUGAAAUGACACGCUUCACGAGCAGGACGUAAGUAAUCGUAGUGCACCGUGAAUCAUUUCAGCUUAGCGAAUGAAAGGUAAACUUUUAUUUAUAAACAUCAACAUCAAGCAUCAACAUGUUGCCACUCGAAAACAAUUGAUGCUCAACUAAAAGACAAAUUAUGCUUGUUUCCCGCAACAUUCUUGUUGCUCGUGGCCAAACAAAAGUUUACCAUGGCUUUAAGGUUCUAGGCGUACUUAAAAUGUGGUAGUGGGCCAUAACACUUCAGCUUACCCGGGCUGUACGUGAUACGAUACUUCAUUAAAUAAUAGAUCCUACCUGCAUAGUUAGGUUUAAGAAAGUACUCGUUAAGUAGACUGCGAUUUAUUUAUUGCUUUAAUAUUUAAGUUGUUGUUUUUAAUUUAAUCAUUUUAUAAAAUAAAUAUUAUUUUAAUCAAA